Messenger RNA from Caenorhabditis angaria, 4079 nucleotides. The record is from the annotation of a GenBank genome assembly. Lineage: Eukaryota; Metazoa; Nematoda; Chromadorea; Rhabditida; Rhabditidae.
AUGAAAAAAGCUGUAAGUGGAUGGGAUAUGGGAAGUUGGAAAGCUGAUAAAUUACGAAAUAAUGGAGAUAAAAAUGGAUGGGUUUAUACAACAAAUGGAGUAUUUUUUGGUGAUGGUGUAGCAAUUGAUCGAGAAGUUAAACCACAUCAUAAAUAUCGAAGAAGAUGUGUGAAAAGAUCGAGAAAAUUAGAGGCAUAUAAAAAGGAACAUGAAGAUUUUAAAGCAUAUCAAGAAUCAUUGGAAGAUACAAAUUGGGAACAUUCUGUGAAAAGAAUUGGACCAUAUCAUGAUGAUGUUGAUUCGAGAGAUACAGUAAGACGACGAAGAUAUAUUAUUGAAAUUGAAAAAGAUGGAGAAGAAGAUAAUGAAGAACAAAUUCAAUAUAGAAUAUAUGAAUAUCAAUUGGUGACAGCAAAAUGGCAAUUGAGAUGUUAUAUUAUGUGGGCAAAAGAUCUUAUGCCAGUUGUUAAGAAUUCAUCGAGAGCUUUUGUUAGAAUAACAUUUGGAAAUUAUUCGAAACAAACACUUCUUGUUGAUAAUUCUCAAAAUCCAAUUUGGAAUGAAACUGUCAUUUUCAAAUCUAUUUUGAUUGCUGGAGGAACUCGUGAAAUAAUGCAUUAUCCUCCUAUUGUUUCAGUUGAAGUUGUUGGUGAAAGUUCAACAAGUGCCGAAAUAAAUUUGGGAAGAUUCGAAACACCACCUACAGUAAUCUGUUCAAAUACUGAUUCAAGAGCCCAUCAAUUAUGGUAUCCAUUAAAGUUUCCGAAAGGAAAAACUAGGUGGGUUUUCAGAAUUUCCGAAUUUUAUUUUAUUGUAAAUCAUUUCAGAGGAGCUGUUCUUGCUUGUUUCGAGUUAUUUGAACAAACUGACAAUAAUGACUGUCUUCCACUUGAACCAAAAUUAAAACAAAAUUAUCAGUAAGAUUUUUUCUGUUUUUUUUUUCCUAUUUUUAUUUUUAUUAAUUGAUUUCAGAGAACGUCUCGAGAUUCCUCCAGAACUUCGACCAAGUUUUGAUAAAUAUCAUAUUCAAUUUCUUUGUUGGGGUCUUCGAAAUCUUCGAAAACAUCAACUUCUUUCUGUUCAUCGUCCAUUUGUUGACCUUACAAUUGGAGAUCAAGAAUUUACAAUGGAUCCAAUUAAAGAUGUUCGCAAAAAUCCAAAUUUCCCAGAACCAUUGAUCUCAUUUUCGGAAGUUGCAUUACCUUCAGCCUUGGAACUUUCACCUCCUUUUGUUAUCAAUUUGUAUGAUGCGAGAGCAUUCAAAAGAAGACCAUUGGUUGGAACUUGUCUUAUCUCGGAUCUUCACAAAUAUGUUUCACAUAUUAUCAAAAAAGACAAAGAAAAAGAUGAUGAUUUCAAUGCAUUUAAUGAAAUAAUUGAAGAAGAACAUCAAAAACUAAUGAAUAUGAAUAAAAGAUCAACACUUGGAACUGAUCCAUUAGUUCCAUUAGAUUGGUGGAGUCGAUAUUAUUCAUCAAUGUCACAAUUCCAUCGAUCACCCGGAUAUCCAGAGUAAGUUUAAAGUUUAAAAUGAUCCACAAAAAUGCAUUAUUUUUCAUUUUUCUAGAUCUGGUAUGGAAUAUUUGAAAGUAUUCAAUCGGCCAUUGGAAGAAGUUAAUGGAUACAAUAAUUUCAGUGAUUUUCUUGAUACAAUGACCUUUUUCAAAAAUUCCAAAGGUCAUUUUGAUGAUCCGGAAGAAAAAGAAAAGGCUGGAGAAUUGAAAUGUCGACUUCUUAUUUCAAAAAUUCGAAAAGAUCAACCACCAAGUACAAUGAAUCCAUCUGUUGAAUUUCUUGGUCCGGUUAAAUGUUUGGUACGAGUUUAUGUUAUUGAAGCAAAAGGUUUGAGUUCGAAUUCGAAAAAUGGAAGAGUUGAUUCGUAUGUAACAGCAAAAUGUGGAAAAAUCAAAUCAAAUAUGAAAAAGAAUUAUGUAUCAGAAAAUUGUGAUCCGAUUUAUGGAGAAUUGAUUGAAAUGAAUGUCACAAUUCCGUUAGAAAAAGAUUUGACAGUUACGAUCAAGGAUAAAUGCACAAUUCUUGCAGGUUAGUUAUUCAUUUCUGGAGUAAAGAUUCAGAUUUUAUUUUUAUUAUCAUUUUAAGAUAAAGAAAUUGGUUCAACCACAAUUGACUUGGAAAAUCGACUUUUAACAAAAUGGCGUGGAACAAGUGGAUUAAGUGCUCAAUAUACUGUUCAAGGUGAAAUGCAAUGGAGAGAUCAAUUAACACCAAUGGAAAUACUCAAAGAAUACUGUAUUCGAAUGAUGAUUCCACCUCCAAAAGUUGUUGAAAGAAAAAAGGAGCAAUUUGUUGAAAAUGGUAUUAUGAUUUAUGGAAUUGUAUUUUGGUGUACAGAAGUGAUUGAAGCAAUGGAAAAAGAAGAAUUAUUGAUAUCUGAAGGACAAAGGGAAAAAGCUGGAAAGGAUUCAGAUUCGGAUACAGAAGAUGAUCCAAAAAAUAAAUCACCGGAAGAAAUUGAAUUGGAAAAUGAAAAAUCGAAAAAAGAGAAAGAACGAAAGAAACCAGUUAAUAAAAAAGGAGAGAUUCCAAAUGAUCAAAAAGGAACAGUUUUGAUGAAUUUGAGAAAUUUGAAUAGAAAAUCAAUUCUUGGAACACCACUUGAAACAAUUGCACUUUUCAUUUUGAGGCAAAUUAAUUUAGUUCCUGAACAUGUUGAAAGUCGACCAUUAUUUUCGGAUAAAAGUGGAAGAGUUCAAAAAGGAAACUUAAGAAUGUUUGUUGAUGUUUUUCCAUUGGAUCAUGGCCCAAUUCCAGCUCCAUUUAAUAUUUCACCAAGAAAACCAGCAAGAUAUCAAUUGAGAAUUGCAGUUAUGAGUGUUUGUGGAGCUAUUCCAAUCAAAAGAAGUUUUGCUGAACCAACAUCUGAUCUUUAUGUCAAAGUUUAUGUGAAUGGAAUGAGAAAAGGCCAAAAAACAGAUACACAUUUUCGAGUUAUGGAUGGAAAAGCUGAAUUCAAUUGGAGAUUCUUGUUGGAUUUUGAUUAUAAUGUUUGGGAAAAGAAAGUUGUGGCAUAUACAAAAACAAGAUUAUUCCGAAAACCUGUCGAAGAAUUGGUUGAUCCAUUUUUGAUUGUCGAAUUGUGGGAUAAGAAUAAGUUCCGAAAAGAUGUUUUGUUGGGAGAAAUAGAAUUGGAUAUAUUGAGUUUCUUGGGUUAGUUUGGAACAAAAGUUGGAAAAUAAUUUCAAAUAUUUGUUGUCUAAUUUUAGAAGGUGUUGGUUCACCAUCAGAUAUUGGUGUUUAUACAAAAAGUUCGAGAAGAAAGUGUAAAUGUCCUCGAUGUUGUCGAUGUCUUUGGGGAUGUUGUCGACUUUGUGUUGAAACGAAAUGUUUGUGUGGUAAACGAAAAAUCAAGAGAAAACCAUUUCCAAAACCAGUCAAAUAUGCUCCACCACCAGAAAUGGCAGAAACUAUCAAUUUGUUUGAUUCUAGAAAUUUGUAUGGUUGGUGGCCAAUGUUGACUUAUAAAUAUCCACAUCCCGUGAGUUUUUUUAUGUAUCAAAAACCAGAAAGCUGAACUCCUAAAAGCUUCGGAUUUUUAUGUAAUUUACAGUAAUCCAGGGUGUUUUAUGAAUAGGUUACUGUAGGUUCUAAAAGUCAAAAAUCUUGAUUACGGUAUUUAAUUUAUUUGCUAUUUUCUGAAUUUUAGGAUGAAAUCAAAAAGAAAGAUGAUGAUGUUGAUGAAAAUCAACAAUGGAUAAUGGGUCUCGUUGAAAUGGAUAUUUCUCUUCUUCCAAUUUCAGAAGCUGAACAAGAUCCAGUUGGAAAAAAACGCGCUGAACCAAAUCAUGUUAGUCGUUAUUUUUUUCUCAUUGAAAAAACAGUUUCUCACUAAAUAAUAUUUGAAUUUUCAGAGUCCUCAUCUUGAUAAACCAGAUCGAAAAUUGUUGUCUCAAUUCUGGUUGUGUUCCAGAAUUUUACCAUGUCUCAAAUUUUGCUGGCAUUAUUAUGGAGCUCAAAUUUUGGCAUGGAUUCUAAUUAUUCUUUUUAUUGCAUUAGCAAUUUACUUCCUUUUCCAAACUUGGCCAAUGAUUUUUGGACAUGUUUUGACCAAAAUAUGGUAA